CGGUGAUCUGAUCCCCGGGGCCGACAUGGGCUGCGAGGAUCGGGAUGUCAGCGAGGAAGAUCCGGAGGUGCUGGAGCUGGAAGGACUGGGCCGGGUCUCCCCUUCGGAGAAGAAUGGAUGCAUCCAGAAUUCGCCAUGGGACACUGACGGGCAGAGCGGCGCACUCUGCGCCGAGGGGGGCACGGAGGAUCCAGGUGACAACCCUUUCACCCCUGAGCGUCCCCCAGCUGUGGUCACCCAGGACAGCUGUCCCCACAUAUCCUGUGUCCGGCUAAUGGUGACAGAUGAUAAGACCGGGAAGAAAACAUGUGUUUGCCCUGGGCUUGGGAUCUUCUACACCAUCCUGUCCACCUUCUUUUUCUCAUCGAGUGCUUUGCUGGUGAAGAAGAUUGAAGACAUGCACUCUGUGCAGAUCAGUACGUAUCGCUGCAUCUUCCAGAUGUUGUUUGUGCUUCCCGGACUCAUUUAUUGCAAGACUGGUUUUCUAGGUCCCAAGAAUCAAAGGAUUUUCCUCUUCCUCCGUGGAUUCCUUGGUUCUGGAGCCAUGAUUCUCCUGUACUAUGCCAUUCAGACCAUGCCACUGGCAGAUGCCACGGUCAUCACUUUCAGCAGUCCCGCCUUCACCUGCAUAUUUGCCUGCAUAUUCCUGAAGGAGAAAUGCACUGUAUGGGAUAUAGUCUUCAUGGUCUUCACUAUAACUGGAGUCAUCCUUAUAGCUCGUCCGCCAUUUCUGUUUGGGUCAAACAACGAUGGCCUGGAGAAAGAUUACUCUGAGCACCUAAAGGGGACGAUUGCUGCAGUAGGAAGUGCCGUCUGUGCCUCGUUGACCCUGGUGGUGUUAAGAAAAAUGGGCAAGUCUGUGCAUUACUUGCUCUCCAUUUGGUAUUACGCUGUUAUCGGUCUCAUCGAGUGCAUCAUUGCCCUGUCAGUUAUUGGUGAAUGGAGUUUUCCUUAUUGCGGCCUAGACAGGUGGCUGCUGGUAAUAAUUGGCAUUCUAGGGUUGGGAGGCCAAACAUUUCUUGUAAAAGCUUUACAAAUCGAGAAAGCUGGAUUGGUAGCCAUCAUGAGGACAAUGGACGUGGUCUUUGCUUUUAUUUUCCAGGCCUUGUUCCUGCACCACACUCCAACAUGGUGGUCGAUUGGAGGGGCCCUGUGCAUCGUGGCCAGUACAGCUGGUGCUGCUGUUCUCAAAUGGUACACAAGCUCAAAAAAGGCAAAAGAAACUGAGUUAUAG
Molecule: messenger RNA, 1234 nt
Organism: Nanorana parkeri
Lineage: Eukaryota; Metazoa; Chordata; Amphibia; Anura; Dicroglossidae
Gene: SLC35G1
Product: solute carrier family 35 member G1
Exons: 3
Coding region: 26-1234 (402 amino acids)
Biological process (GO): calcium ion export across plasma membrane; regulation of cytosolic calcium ion concentration
Cellular component (GO): endoplasmic reticulum membrane; plasma membrane
Source: RefSeq, a predicted model, not a curated record